Molecule: messenger RNA, 1578 nt
Organism: Cuscuta campestris
Lineage: Eukaryota; Viridiplantae; Streptophyta; Magnoliopsida; Solanales; Convolvulaceae
Source: the annotation of a GenBank genome assembly
GGCACGGGUUGUGCCAUCGAUGUAGCCUUUGAGGUUGAAGCGGAGGAUCAAGAGACGAAACAAUCGACUCCACUUUUUGUAAUUGGGUUCUGAGAGACUGAGUUGGACAGGAAUAUGGAGUGUAAUGUUAGAGAUUGUGGUGAAGGCAAGGUGGGGAGAUUUGGUGGUGUUGUUAUUGUCAGAGGCUACAUCGAUGGCACAACCCGUGCCUCCUCUGCAGAUGAUGCUGAAUGGUAUCAAUUUGAUGCCCUAAUUCAAGGAUGGAUCUUGGCUACGAUCACGGAUGAAGUCUCCGACCUUGUGCUCGCCAACAAUCUCACUGCUCAUGCACUAUGGACGGCUAUUUACAAUCUUUUUCACGACAACAAGCACGCCCGGGCGAUGCAACUAGAGCAUCGUUUCCGUACAACUGUCAAGGGCCAACUCUCCAUCAACGAAUAUUGUCGUCUUCUCAAAAAUCUCUCCGAGUACCUGGACGACGUGGAUGCUCCUGUCACCGAACAUGCUCUUGUACUCCAGAAGGAAGAGAGGAAGCUAUUGCUUCGGAUCCAGGAGGGGAGCGAGGAGAUCGAGAGGCUGAGGGGGAGAGUGCAGGAACUGGAGAAUUCAGAGUUUAAGUUGAAGGAGUGCUUGGAGGAGAUGAAUAAGGAGAUGGGCGAGCGAGAUGAGAUGUUGAGCUUGAUGGGUUCUACUGAUAUUUCUUCUUGUGAGAUUGAGGGUGGAAUUGGGAAGGUUAGUGUUUCGGAUUCAGAGAGAAUGGAUUUCGGGUUUGGGGCCGAAGAGUUUUUCUCGAGGAGUGCGAAUAGUAUGGAAGAAGUUCAUAGUGCUUAUGGGGGGCCAAAGCUAUUCAGUUCUGCUUCCAACUUCUGGCCUGAAAGAGCUAGUCCUUGGCAGAGUAGAAUCGAAUGUCAAUUCCAGUGCAACUACCGUUCAUCGCAGAAGUGGCAGGUUGUUGCUCCUACACAGGAACAAGUGAGGAACCCAAUCCUUGAGAAUCUUCGUGGAUUGAACUUGAAUCUUCUACCUGCCGGCAGAAACCCAAUAACUCUUGAAAUGAUCAUUGUGAAUCAAGAACUAAUUGUUGGAGACAACCACAGAAUGUCAGAAGAAACCCUAUCUUUUCGCCACUUCUUCUUACCUUCAUGCCUGGAGCCAGGCCUGUCGAUCCUCGUCGCUCCUAUCUUCUUCGUCGCCAUAGAGAUACCUCGACGCCGGGCAGUGGUCUUCCGAUCCCCAUAGAGUACCGCAAUCCCUACUGCCUCCAAUUUACAGGUUUUACUUUAUCUUGAAAAUACUCUAAUGGUUAAAUUAUGUGAAUUUCUUUGCAUAUCUCUUGAAAAUACUCUAAAUUCUUCAAUUAUAUGAAUGAAAAUAUUCUAAUUCUUCAAUUAUGAGGAUUUAUUUGCUUAAUUUUUGUUACCUCAAUUUGAUUUUUGAUUUUCUUUUUAUUGAUAUACUUUUAGAUCAGAUUUUUAAAUAAAUUUUUUUAUCUAAAAAUAUGAAAGAAUCAAAAUUAUUUUUUACUAGUUUUUUUGUUCACACCUACUAGGUUUACAGUAGGUUUGAAAAACAAAUUUU